Aspergillus niger is the source of this 765-nucleotide messenger RNA. RefSeq lists its product as uncharacterized. The transcript is spliced from 5 exons. Lineage: Eukaryota; Fungi; Ascomycota; Eurotiomycetes; Eurotiales; Aspergillaceae. Gene Ontology annotation, cellular component: cell wall. Bases 1 to 765 code for a protein of 254 amino acids. The record is from RefSeq and is a predicted model, not a curated record. Gene Ontology annotation, molecular function: manganese ion binding.
AUGUUUUUGUCCUUCUCCCUGUACUUGGAUCUUACAGUUCUACUUGCUCUCGUUCUCCAAGCGGGAGCAGUGCCGCACCCGAUAGUUAAGCGCUCAAAUUCCGAUCUCAGCUUAACGGCCCAACUUCGUCUUGCCGAUACGGCCAUUGAGCGUUACAAGCUGCUCCCCAAUGACUCCGAUUUUGUUUUCAACUUCAACGGUACUGAAGAAAUCCCAGUAGCUACAAGCCAGAAUUGGCCCGCUCUCGUUGGUGUCGGGGCAGCUAUCAGCAUGUCGCAACUGCCAGCAUGCAGUAUGAGCUUCCUCCAUCUCCACCCCCGCGCCACCGAACUAUUUGCUCUGAAUUCCGGCCAUAUUCUCUCCGAAAUGGUUCCUCAGGCUGGAGUUCUGGACAGCAACAAUAGUCAGCGCGUUAUUCGGACGGACCUGCGGCCCGGUCAAGUGACUAUCUACCCGGCAGGAUCAUUCCACACGCAAGUGAACCCGGAGUGUGAGCCAGCAAACUUUACAGCUGCGUUUACAUCAGAUGAAUUUGCUGUGAGUCUGGUGGCAGAACAGCUAUUCUCCUUCAGUGAUGGGGUUAUUGCACGGACCUUUGGGCAGAGUAUUGCCGGGGAGGACAUCGAGAAGGUUCGGAAUGCCAUUCCAUCAAAUAUGGCGAUCAAAGUGGAUGAGUGCUUGGCGAAAUGUGGAACGGAGAAGCGAAUACUGGACGCGGGACUGCACUCUGGACUGAUCGUGCUAGUCAUUGGGCUGAAGCCCUAA